AUGUCGUCCUCGCUUCCCGGCAGUCGCGAUCUGCCCAUCUCGCAGUAUGACCUGGGCACAUACAUGGGCCGCGUGCGGCACUCGAUCGGCAUAACGGAUCCUAGUACGCUUCUCGCCGGCACCUCUGGACUCGAGCGUGCCAAGAAGCUCGUCACGGAUUACAAGACGGGAAAGCUGCAGCACAUGACGCCGGAGCUAUGGCAGGCGAAAAAGAUUGUCGACUCGACGCUGCAUCCCGACACCGGCGAGCCUGUAUUCCUGCCCUUCCGAAUGUCGUCCUUCGUCAUCACGAACCUGGUCGUUACCCUGGGCAUGCUCCAGCCCGGCCUGGGCACAGCGGGGACCAUCGGCUGGCAGUGGGCUAACCAGUCCGUCAACGUGGCCAUCAACAGCGCCAACGCCAAUAAGUCGUCACCCAUGACCACCGCUAUGCUUGCCAAGUCCUACGCGAUCGCCGUCACUGCGUCUUGCUCCGUGGCCCUGGGCUUGAGCAGGCUGGUGCCGCGGCUGCGCGUCUCGGACGGCACAAGGAACGUCUUGAAGCGCCUCGUCCCCUUUGCGGCCGUGGCAUCGGCCGGUGCGCUCAACGCCUACCUCAUGCGGCGCGGAGAGAUCGAGACCGGCAUCGACGUCCGCCCGGUCCUGUCAGAUGCGGAGAAGAAGAAGCUGGAAGAGGAGGGCAAGUCGGAGCGCGACGUGCCGUCUCUGGGUCGGAGCCAAAAGGCAGCCAAGCUUGCCGUGUACGAGACGGCUGCCAGCCGCGUCUUCAACAGCAGCCCCGUCAUGAUCAUCCCGCCCAUGAUCCUCUACUACAUUCAGCAGAAGGCUGCCUGGUACAAGAACCUGAUGGAGAAGGAAUGGGUCAAGGCGAGGCCCCGGGUGGCCACGACGAUUCCCAUCGGGCUGAACUUGGGCCUGAUCGCUGCCACGUCUUUUGCAGUCCUGCCCCUGGCUUUGGCCGUCUUCCCGCAGCAGCAGCAAAUCUCGGCAGAUAGCCUCGAGGAGGAGUUCCGUGGCAAGGGUGGUUCUGGCGGCAAGGUCUGGUUCAACCGCGGUCUGUGA
This is a messenger RNA of Purpureocillium lilacinum, 1062 nucleotides long. RefSeq lists its product as uncharacterized. The record is from RefSeq and is a predicted model, not a curated record. Gene Ontology annotation, cellular component: mitochondrial inner membrane. Gene Ontology annotation, biological process: monoatomic ion transport; mitochondrial transmembrane transport. Gene Ontology annotation, molecular function: monoatomic ion transmembrane transporter activity. NCBI's taxonomy places the organism in Eukaryota, Fungi, Ascomycota, Sordariomycetes, Hypocreales, Ophiocordycipitaceae.